This is a messenger RNA of Pantherophis guttatus, 2293 nucleotides long. It is a transcript of the gene ZBTB22, whose product is annotated as zinc finger and BTB domain containing 22. The record is from RefSeq and is a predicted model, not a curated record. Gene Ontology annotation, biological process: regulation of transcription by RNA polymerase II. Lineage: Eukaryota; Metazoa; Chordata; Lepidosauria; Squamata; Colubridae. Gene Ontology annotation, molecular function: protein binding; RNA polymerase II cis-regulatory region sequence-specific DNA binding; DNA-binding transcription factor activity, RNA polymerase II-specific.
UCGUGGGGCCGGGGCGGGCGGGCGGCGCGGACCCCCGCGGGCGGCAUGGCGGAGGCGGCGGCGGCGGCGGCGGUGCAGGUGGCCUUCCCGGAGGCGACGCGCGCCCUGCUGGAGGCGCUGAACCAGCAGCGGGUGGAGGGGCAGCUGUGCGACCUGGCCAUCCACGUGCAGGGCCGCGUCUUCCGCGCGCACCGGGCGGUGCUGGCCGCCUGCUCGCCCUACUUCCACGACCAGGUGCUGCUGAAGAACAUGAGCUCGGUGGAGCUGCCCAGCGUCAUGGACCCGGCCGCCUUCGAGCUGGUGCUGGGCUCGGCCUACACGGGGCGGCUGCGCAUGGCCCGCGACGACCUGGUCAACUUCCUGACGGUGGGCAGCGUCCUGCAGAUGUGGCACAUCGUGGACAAGUGCACGGAGCUGCUCAAGGAGCGCCAGCGCCGCCCCGACCUCGCCCAGGACGCCGCCGCCUCCUCCUCCUCCUCCGGCUGCUGCUCCGGAGGGCACGGCGGCGGCGGCGGCGGCGGCGGGGAGAGCCAGUCGCCCAGCAGCAGCAGCUACUUCAGCCCCCGCCGAGACGGCGCCGGGCCCCGCGUGGGAGGAAGCGGCGGCGAUCGGGACGAGGAGGGGCUCCGCCGGGCCGCCCCACGGCGCCUUCGCCCGCCCGACCCCUUCGCCCGCAGGGGCGCGCCCGAGCCGGACGACGACGCGGCCAGCGACGGCAGCGGGGAGCCCGGCAGCAGCGAGGCCCGCCGGCCGGCCUACGUGCGGCCCAGCAUCGUCCCGCAGCGGCAGUGGAUGCCGGUGAAGAAGGAGCGCGGCGGGCGGGGCGGCGCGGGGGAGGAGGAGGAGGAGGAGGAGGAGGAAGGCCUGGUGCUGACCUGCGAGGAGGACGAGGAGCCGGCCGAGCCCGCCGCCCUGAGCAUCAGCGACGUCCGGACGCUAAGCGAGGCGGCGCCGCCGGAGGAGCAGGUGAACUUCUGCGAGUCCUCCCAGGACGUGGCCUUCCCCGCGCCGCCCCCGCAGCCGCCGCCCCCGCGGGCCCUCCUGCCGCUGGACCUGCAGGGCAGCCCGCUGCUGCUCUUCCCGGCGGGGGCGGCGGGGCCGUCGGGGCCGCCGUCGGUGGAGCACGGGGCGGUGCAGCUGUCGGGGGGCUCCGGGGAGGGCAACAAGAUCUUCCUGUGCCACUGCGGGAAGGCCUUCUCCCACAAGAGCAUGCGCGACCGGCACGUCAACAUGCACCUCAACCUGCGGCCCUUCGACUGCCCCGUCUGCAACAAGAAGUUCAAGAUGAAGCACCACCUGACGGAGCACAUGAAGACCCACACGGGCCUCAAGCCCUACCAGUGCCACGUCUGCGCCAAGAAGUUCAUGUGGAGGGACAGCUUCAUGCGCCACAAGGGCCACUGCGAGAGGCGCCACCGCCUGGGCGGAGGGGGGGCCCCCUCGGGCGCACCCGCCAUGCCCGCCAAGAGGGAGGCGUCGCCGUCUCGCGUCCCCGGGGAGGCCGAGUGGGCUGCCGGAAGGUCCCCCCGCAGCGAACUGGGCUUUGCGGGCAGCAGCAAGAUGUGAGCUGUGGAACUGGCGCCCUCCCUGCGAGGAAGGCCGUUCUGGUGCUCGGAUGAGCCUCCUUCCUUCCCCUUUCACUGAGACUGCCGUGGGCUGCCCUUCCCUGGAUGGGGCCUGCCGCUUCUCCUCCGGGUCUCUUUUCUGCAGGGGGGGGGCUGCGAAGGGCUCCCAUCUCCCCUCUGAGGAAGCCCCCCCCCCGCUUUCGCCUGUCUUCCCAUCAUGCAAUGGGCCCAACCCUGGGAGGGGGUCUUUUGCAGCUCUUGCCUAAAAUCAUCUUUUGGGAGAAGAAGGUGAUGCUAAAUGCCCUCCUGGCCCAUUUGUAGUGGGGGGGGUUAUUUCUUGGAUGUAACAGCCGCCUACUCUUCCCCCCUCUGUGUGCGUGUCUGUCUCGGGGUGCAGACUUUUGGGGAAGAGCCCCUACUUUCCCCAUGAAGAGGUCUUGCGAGGGACAGUUCUGAGAUGGCUGGAUGCCCGACUGUAUGUCCAGAGAAGAUCACACCAGUCACUCUAGACACAUACGCACGCACACACCGAAAAAGCUGGACUCUGCUCUGGUCCCAGCCUGGAAGACAAGAAGCCCCCCCUUCCCCCACAGGUUUCCCCCCUCUCUUCUCCCCCCUCCCCUUGGUUCUUUCUGUCGAGAUGAUAAACGUCCUUCAAUUUGGUUUUGGCCUUUUCUGAAUGAAAGCCACAAAUUCUCUAUAAAUAUUUAUUGCUGUGUAAGCCCCCA